Messenger RNA from Linnemannia hyalina, 1086 nucleotides. NCBI's taxonomy places the organism in Eukaryota, Fungi, Mortierellomycota, Mortierellomycetes, Mortierellales, Mortierellaceae. The record is from the annotation of a GenBank genome assembly.
AUGGCCAAGUCCGUCGCCGUCAAGAGCUCCAAGGUCGCCAACAAGGCCGAGAAGAAGUCUGCCAAGGUCGAGAAGAAGGUCGAGUCCUCCGACUCCUCCAACUCUGAUUCCGACUCCUCAGCCGACUCCUCCGACGACGAGGAGAAGACCGAGGAGAAGAAGGACGACUCCUCCGACUCUGACAGCUCUGACUCUGACAACGAGGAGGAGAAGAAGGAAGAGUCCUCCGAGUCUGCUGCUUCCUCCGACUCUGAGGCCUCCAACAACAAGCGCAAGACCGAGUCUGCUGCCGAGGUCCCCGCUAAGAAGUCCAAGACCGAGGAUGAGGCUGCCCCCGCUGCCUCUGCUACCGUCUUUGUCGGUGGUCUCUCCUGGAACGUCGAUAACGACUGGCUCCGCACCGAGUUCACCGAGUGCGGUGAGAUCCUUGAUGUCCGUGUCAUCACCGACCGUGACUCCCAGCGCUCCAAGGGUUUCGCUUACGUCGAGUUCGCCAACGCUGAGGGUGCCAACGCUGCUUUGGCCCUUGCCGGCAAGGAGAUUGACGGUCGCUCCAUCCGCGUCGACCUCUCCGAGGCCCGCCCCAAGAAGGAGGCUGGUGCCAAGACCUUCAACAACGCCCCCCAGGGUGAGGCUUCCGACACCCUCUUCGUCGGAAACUUGUCUUUUAACGCCACUGAGGAUGACCUCCGCGGUGCCUUUACCGAGUGCGGUGAGAUCAUCUCUGUCCGUCUCCCCACCGAUCGCGAGACCGGUCAGGCCAAGGGUUUCGGUUACAUCCAGUUCUCUUCGGUCGAACAGGCCAAGGCUGCUAUUGCCUGGAACGGUACCGAGCUCGCUGGUCGCCCUUGCCGUUUGGACUAUGCUGGAAAGAAGCCCGAGCGCUCCGAAGGCGGUGGAUUCGGUGGUCGUGGUGGUGGACGCGGCGGCCGUGGUGGCCGUGGCGGUUUCGGCGGUGACCGCGGUGGUCGUGGCGGUGGACGUGGUGGUUUCGGCGGUGACCGUGGCGGCCGUGGCGGUCGCGGUGGUGCCCGUGGCGGUCGUGGUGGCUUUGGUGCUUUCCAGGGCUCCAAGGUUUCCUUCUAA